AUGGGAAAAGCAUCAAAAGCUGGUAAAAUUAUAUUGGGAAUCAUUUCGGGAACCUCCUUUGUUCUCUCCUUAUUAUCUUCCUUAUUGCAAAUCUCCUCAGUUUCCUACUAUGCUGUUAAGGUUCAAUCAACCUCCGCCAAUAUUGAAUAUUACAUCUUGAUGGCAAUUCCAUUAUUCUUCUCCCUUCUCACAGUCAUCCUCUCUGCACUCUUCUUCUAUGAUCAAAUUCUGAUGAGAAUUAUUCGUGAACGUAACUUUAAGGCGUACAAUGUGCUGUCCAAAGCUUGUUGCAGAUCCUGUUGUCUGAAGAUUUUCAAUCUCACUCACAAAUCCUUAUGUUUGGCUUAUGUGGUUUCAAGUGUGGCCACGGUUGGCACUUCUCUAAUGAGUAGCAUUCUCUCAGGUGCUGUUGUAAGAGGAGAAGCAAGUGUGAGUUUACAGAGUGAAACUGUUACAUUGUGGUUUUCUUCAAUGAUUGUCUGUUGUGUUUUUGGAGCUCUCUCAGUUAUUGAUUCACUUUUAAUCAUGAUGAGAAAUUAUGAAAAGAAGGAAGAUGCUGUCAUGCCUGCCAGUUCAAUGUCAAGUCAAAUGUUGGAAACUCAAUCAAAUACCACUCCAUAUGAUUACAAGAAUUAA
Molecule: messenger RNA, 636 nt
Organism: Naegleria gruberi
Lineage: Eukaryota; Heterolobosea; Eutetramitea; Acrasida; Naegleriidae
Exons: 1
Coding region: 1-636 (211 amino acids)
Source: RefSeq, a predicted model, not a curated record